Messenger RNA from Brienomyrus brachyistius, 1164 nucleotides. RefSeq names its product cilia and flagella associated protein 126 (gene cfap126). Gene Ontology annotation, cellular component: ciliary basal body. Gene Ontology annotation, biological process: cilium organization. The coding region runs from base 383 to 973 and encodes 196 amino acids. The record is from RefSeq and is a predicted model, not a curated record. The transcript is spliced from 6 exons. NCBI's taxonomy places the organism in Eukaryota, Metazoa, Chordata, Actinopteri, Osteoglossiformes, Mormyridae.
GGGUUACUUUGAGGUUGGAGCCUAUCCCAGGCAGCACAGGCCUCAGCCCUGGAUGGGAUGUCAGUCUGUAACAAGACGCACAUACUUUCCACAAUCAAUUUAAAGACGCUAUUCGCCUAGUCGCAUUUUGCGGGAGGAAACCCACGCAAGCAGCACACAUACACAUUCAUACAGUACACACACACACACACACACAGCGGAGGCGGGAUUCGACCCCCCUCUGAGCCACCCUGCCGCCCACAAACAAGCUACACUUUUCAUCAAAAUGUGAUGCGUGAGUGGAUUAACUACGUGUGAACGGACAUAUUAAUGCGGUGCCGCCCCCGCCUCCCCCCUGCAGGUCAAGCAUUCCGGCUUAAAGGAAACGCGUCCCUCGGUUGCUAUGAUACCAUUGUCGACAACACAGCGAAGCAUGGCGUCUAGCUUUUCUGCAAAUCAGUACGAAAAUGCUUUCAAGUCGCAAAGACUCCAGAACUGGACACUGCCAAAGGCUUCAAAAGAGAGACCGAGAGCUAUGGAUGGUCACACAACAUUUAUUGCAACCGACAAAGGACAUCUGCUCCCGGGGAUGAAAGCAAAGAGAGGGGACAGGUGGACGUUUGUGGGCACGUGGGACCUCCCGACCCGGAUUCCCCCCGCCCGGAUAAACCCUACAGCCCGCUCACAGGAAGGCCAGGAGCGGCUGAAAUGUUGGGGGCAGCGCCAACAGUGUAGCAGGAACAGGGUCCCCAGCCAGGUCUACCACGAAACAGGUGGCAGCGCUGGGGACAGAGGGGCUGAUAGCCACAUCCUGGAAAAUACACAAAUGACCCCCGAGCCACGCGAGGUUGAACAGAUGUCUGAGCCGUCUCCAGACCCAGAAGUAAGGCCUUCCUCAUCCAGACCAGCGUCGAAGCUGGGUCCUUCUUCCUCACGACAGCAGGUGGAAGCUCAGCCUGGAGCUGAAGCAGCUUGCGAUCCGGAUGUUAACUGAGUGUGAAGAAGGUUGGCAGUGGCCAGCUGACAUGUAUCGCAGAGGUUAAGCAAUAUGCCUUCGAAGUUACAGUUGUGGACGCAUCCUGAUUCUCUUUGUGUGUAAUGGAAUGUCUCUUCAGUUUAGUCCUGAAGCGUUAAACCAACAAUCGCACAAAUAUGUUUAUUAAAGUGCAGACAAAGCAAACAACA